AUGUCUACUCAGUCUAUACCAUCAGCAUUGCCUCUACAAGGCAAGGUUGCUAUAGUCACAGGCGCUUCGCGAGGAAUUGGGGCUGGCUUGGCGUUAGAGCUGGCGCGAAGGGGAGCAAAAGUCACCCUCGUAUACACAUCUCCGAACAGCGGAAAUCUAGCAGAAGAGAUUGCCUCGAAGAUCAAAUUACUUGGCAAUGGUAGCGAUUCGAAAAUCGUUCAAGCUGACCUCAAACAACUCGACGCACCUGAGAAGAUCAUGUCGGCGACUAGGGAAGCGUUUGGUGAUAAGAUCGAUAUCCUCGUCAACAACGCUGGCGUUUUGUUUGACAGGUCCAUCACGGAAACAACAGCAGAAGACUAUUCCAGCAUAUUCGAUGUCAACGUCCGCGCAUCUCUCCUUCUCACAGCCGCGGUAGUGCCCCAUCUACGUGCACCAGGCCGCAUCAUAAACAUGUCGUCUAUAGGCGCACGACUAGGUAUCGCCAAUCUGACUCUCUACACUGCAUCCAAAGCAGCGAUUGAAGGCGUGACCCGGAGCCUGGCACAAGAGCUAGGCAUUGCAGGGCAUACAGUCAACGCUGUGGCGCCGGGUCCCACAGAGUCGGAGAUGUUGGACAGUGUACCAAAAGAGGUCGUGGAUGUCCAGUUGAAGCAAACUGCUGUCGAGAGAAGAGUUGGCACUGCGGACGAUAUCGCAAGAAUUGUGGCCUGGCUCUGUAGCGACGACGCGAAAUGGGUUUCGGGUCAGACCAUCUCCGCGAGCGGUGGUUUCCUGAAAUUGUAA
Molecule: messenger RNA, 786 nt
Organism: Alternaria postmessia
Lineage: Eukaryota; Fungi; Ascomycota; Dothideomycetes; Pleosporales; Pleosporaceae
Exons: 2
Coding region: 1-786 (261 amino acids)
Molecular function (GO): oxidoreductase activity
Source: RefSeq, a predicted model, not a curated record